This is a messenger RNA of Cooperia oncophora, 507 nucleotides long. The record is from the annotation of a GenBank genome assembly. NCBI's taxonomy places the organism in Eukaryota, Metazoa, Nematoda, Chromadorea, Rhabditida, Trichostrongylidae.
AUGAUCAUCUUUGAUGAAGCUGAUAAACUUCCUGAACAACUACUUGAAGUUGUGAAGCCCUUCCUCGAUUACUAUGACACCGUUGGAGGGGUGGAUUUCCGCAAAAGCACGUUUUUGUUCCUGAGCAAUCGUGGUGGACAGUUAAUCGCAAACUUGGCGCUAAGUCAUCACCAAUCUGGCAAUCCUAGGGAGGAUCUGACUUUGGAUAAUUUCGAGAGGAUGCUAAUGCAGGCGGCGUAUAAUGAGCCAGGAGGACUAAAACUGUGCGAAUUGAUUUCAAGCCACUUAAUCGAUCAUUUCGUUCCAUUUCUUCCAAUGGAGCGACGGCAUGUCAUACUUUGUACGAUUGGCUACCUCAAGUCGCAGGGAAGAGAAGAUCUCGUAAAGGACGAUGAAUUAGUUCAGCGCAUUGUUGACUCACUACAGUAUUUCCCUCAAGAGUUGAAAGUGUUCUCAAGUUCCGGUUGUAAACGAGUUCCCAGCCAAGGCAGAUUUGGAAAUCGCUAA